AAAAACAACAACAACAAAAAUAACCUGAUGCUCCAGUUCUGACAGUGAAUGCUGCCUACCGGCAUGCAGAGCUGUGAGUGAGGAGCAGCAUCUUUUUUUUUUUUUUUUUUUUUUUUUUUUUUUUAAUUAUUUUUGUAAGCGAGGAGGAAAAACCAAACAAGCAAAAAAGGACCUCUGAUCCGAGUGCCAAAGUAGGGGAGAUGUGUCACUGACCGGGCUGCGUGGUACUUGCUGCCUACUGCGUGAUCGCUUGCUCUCUAAGUAAAAUGAGACACAGAGCUGUUGCUGAGACGAGUGGGAACAGCACUUUGAUUUGCUGGUUUAAUUAAAAAAAAUGAUAAAGGACUGAAGGAAAAGGUGGAUGUGGACCACAAGUUACAAACCCAGACACACCUGGAAAAGGAGGACGAGAAGAAUUAAAUCUAGAAAAGCCCAGCGGAGAUAAACGAAUGUCCCCACACCUCCAAAGGAAAGUUCAUCGAAUUUUUACUCUAGAGAUCUCAUCUUCAGGAUGUCAUUGAACACUUCCAGUACAGGAAAAGGUGUGGAUCCAAACACAGUUGACACUUACGACAGUGGCGAUGAUUGGGAAAUCGGUGUUGGGAAUUUAAUAAUUGAUCUGGACGCAGAUUUGGAGAAGGACAGACAAAAAUUUGAGAUGAGUAAUUCUACCAAUACCACCAGCAGCAGCAGCACCAGCUCCAAGGAUUGUGGGGCUCUGGCUUCCAGUGGGGCUAAUACUACCUCAGCCUUAGCUGAUGGCCUAAAAUUUGCUUCUGUUCAGCCCUCCGCUCCCCACGGGAAUUCCUCUCACAAAGAGACUACUAAAUCAAAAGUGAAAAGGAGUAAAACUUCUAAGGAUUCUAAUAAAUCUCUGCCUUCUGCUGCCUUGUAUGGGAUUCCUGAGAUCGGCAGUGCUGGCAAAAGGCAGGAAGUCCAAGGGCGCCCUGGAGAGGCAACUGGCAUGAAUUCAGCACUGGGUCAAAGCGUGAGCGGUAACCCAAACGGCAAUAAUAACAGCACCAGCAGCACCACCGCCAUUGCCUCUUCUGGGAAAAACAAGGAAGAGAAACCAUGUAAAAACCAGGGCAGCCGAGGCGCCAAGCGGGAUAAAGAUGCGGGGAAGUCCCGGAAGGACAAGCAGCACGACGUGCAGCUGGGCCCCCCCAGCGGCCCUGGACAGGGCCCCUCCGGGCACCUUUAUGGCUACGGGUCCAAGGGCGGUGGGGGGAGCGGCAGCUCCUUCCACUGCACCGCUGCCGCUGGGGAAGUUAGCAAAGGCGCCCCGGAUUCAGGGUUAAUGGGGAACUCUAUAUUGGUAAAAAAGGAAGAGGAGGAGGAAGAGAGCCACAGGCGAGUCAAGAAAUUGAAGACAGAAAAGGUUGAUCCCCUGUUUACAGUGCCUGCACCUCCACCUCCAAUUUCCAGCAGUAUCACACCUCAGAUUCUGCCUUCCUACUUUUCUCCAUCUUCAUCCAAUAUUGCAGCACCAGUUGAGCAGCUUUUGGUACGGACUCGUUCAGUGGGUGUAAAUACUUACGAAGUCGGAGUAGUAACAGAACCCGAAUGCCUUGGACCCUGUGAGCCUGGGACCAGCGUGAACUUGGAAGGAAUUGUGUGGCAUGAAACUGAAGAAGGUGUCCUGGUGGUAAACGUUACGUGGAGGAACAAGACUUACGUGGGAACGCUGCUGGACUGCACAAAGCAUGACUGGGCCCCUCCCAGGUUUUGUGAAUCUCCAACAAGUGACCUGGAAAUGCGAGGAGGAAGGGGUAGGGGGAAGCGGGCAAGGUCUGCUGCAACUGUGGCUAUACCUGGAAAUGAUACAAGUUUCACUGAGUCUAGGGGACUUCAGAGUAAGAAUCGAGGUGGUGCUAAUGGAAAGGGAAGGAGGGGUAGCCUUAACUCAAGUGGACGCAGGACACCCCCAAAUUGCUCUGUGGAUGAAGUCAAAGCCAGCCCCUCAUCAACAAACAAGAGAAAAACUAAGCCUCCUAUGGAGCUAGACUUAAACUCCAGUUCAGAGGACAGUAAGUGUGGAAAACGUGUUCGUACUAACUCCAGGAGCACUCCAACCACCCCACAGGGGAAACCAGAGGCUACUUUUUUGGACCAAGGCUGCUCUUCUCCGGUGCUGAUUGACUGUCCUCACCCCAACUGCAACAAAAAGUACAAGCACAUUAAUGGACUACGAUACCAUCAGGCUCAUGCACAUUUAGACCCAGAAAACAAACUGGAGUUUGAGCCUGACAGCGAGGACAAAAUUUCAGACUGUGAGGAACCAUUGAGUAAUGCGGCACUUGAAUGCAGUGAAGCAAGCACAAAUUUGCCAGGCUUUGAUCCACUAAAAGCACCAACAUCUCCUUCCUCUGUUACUACCCCAGGGACCCCCAAGGGAAAAAGGGAACCGACCAGCAAUGGCACCAGUUCAGUUAUCAGUUGCAAAACUGGCAAGAAUUCAGGCAAAAAGAAGGGUCUGAACAGUGAACUGAACAGCCUUCCAGUAAUUUCUAACAUGUCAGCCACACUGGAUAAUUGCUCUGUAACAGAUGGCAAUUUGCAAACUGAAAUGCCAAAACUGGAGGCCGAAGGGUUAAUAGACAAGAAGAGUUUGAGUGAUAAAGGCAAGAAAGCUAAUAACUGCAAAGUGGAUAAAAACAUUUCCAAACUGAAAACAGCCCGGCCCAUUGCCCCAACGCCAGCACCGGCUCCUCCCCAGUUAAUAGCUAUACCUUCUACAGCCUUUACAACCAGCACUACAGGGACAAUACCAGGACUGCCCUCUCUAACAACUACUGUUGUUCAGGCUACACCAAAGAGCCCUCCGCUAAAACCUAUUCAACCAAAGCCCACAAUUAUGGGAGAGCCAAGCACUGUAAACCCAGCUCUCACAUCACUCAAAGACAAAAAGAAAAGGGAGAAGCGUAAGCUAAAGGACAAAGAAAGCAAAGAGAGUGGAAGCCCUAAAAUGGAUUCUAAGCUGGGAAAGCUAGAGGAUUCAAAAGGGUCUGGGAAAGAUUUAUCUGGACAUUUUUUAAAGGACCAUCUCAAUAAGAAUGAAGUGUUAGCUAAUGGACUUUCUGAGUCUCAAGAGAGCAGGAUGGCAAGUAUUAAGGCUGAAGCUGAUAAGGUUUACACAUUCACAGACAAUGCGCCCAGCCCUUCUAUAGGGAGUGCCUCCAGGAUGGAAUGCAGCACUUUGGUGAAUGGACAAUCUUCAAUGGCGCCACUGCAUGUGUUAACACAAAAUGGUGCGGACAGCGCUGCUGCCAAAACCAACAGCCCUGCUUACUCUGAUAUUUCUGAUGCAGCUGAUGAUGGUGGCUCUGACAGCCGGUCAGAGGGUGUGAGGUCAAAGGCCAGCUCUCCUUCAGAUAUCAUUUCUAAUAAGGACAGUGUUGUAAAAGUACAUUCUUCAACCGCAUCACAGUCAGCACAAGCGAAAGAGUCCCAUUCUCCCUAUUACCAUGGCUACGAUCCUUAUUAUUCUCCAAGUUACAUGCAGUCUGGACAGGUCAGUGCCCCAGCAGCUGGAAACUGCAGUACCCCACAGGGACUGAAGAUCAAAAAAGAGGCAGAUGAAGAGGCUGAAAAGAAGGAGAAGGGGGAACCGUCAGAAGCCAAGAAGAAUGAAAGUGGUUCCUCUAAUUUGCAGCCACAACAUCAGUCAGUAAUAACACAAAGACACCCUGCACUUGCUCAGUCACUUUAUUAUGGACAGUAUGCCUAUGGGCUCUAUAUGGACCAAAAGUCCUUAAUGGCCUCUAACCCUGCUUACAGACAGCAGUAUGAAAAAUAUUAUGAGGACCAGCGGCUAGCAGAGCAGAAGUUGGUACAGACUGGGAGGGACUGUGAAAGGAAGAAUGAACCUCCGUUGAAGGAAAUUGGAAAGGAUGAUAAGCAGAAAAAUAUUCCGUCUGCAACUAUUUCAAAGGCUCCUUCAACUCCGGAGUUGAGCAAAAAUAACACUAAAAUAGGGUCUUUGGUCCCUAGCAAAGGUGAGGAGACAAGCAAAUCACAGAUCCUUUCCAAUCACCAGCAGCAGCUUCAGUCUGACAGUUUCAAAGCCAAACAAAUGGAAAACCAUCAGCUCAUAAAGGAGGCUGUGGAGAUGAAAUCUGUCAUGGACUCCAUGAAGCAAACGGGCGUAGAUCCAACUACAAGAUUUAAACAGGAUCCAGAUACACGAACAUGGCAUCAUUAUGUCUAUCAGCCUAAAUACCUUGAUCAGCAAAAAUCAGAAGAACUUGAUCGGGAUAAAAAGUUAAAAGAAGACAGCCCUAGAAAAACACCUAACAAGGAAAGUUCCCUGCCUAACCUUCCUGUCUCAUUAGCAAGCAUUAAAGAGGAGCCUAAAGAGGUCAAGCGUUCUGAUUCUCAAUCAGUGGAUGAGAGCAAGAUAAAAAAUGAUGAUCGAAAGACUCCUGUAAAUUGGAAGGACUCUCGAGGUGCUAGAGUAGCAGUUUCCUCACCAAUGAGUCAGCAUCAGUCAUAUAUCCAGUACUUGCAUGCUUAUCCUUAUCCACAGAUGUAUGAUCCCAACCAUCCAGCCUAUCGAGCAGUCUCUCCUGUCCUAAUGCACAGCUAUCCUGGGGCAUAUCUCUCUCCAGGAUUUCAUUACCCAGUUUAUGGGAAGGUGUCAGGGAGAGAAGAGGCGGAGAAAGUCAGUACCAGCCCAAGCAUCAAUACAAAAUCAACCACUGAGUCCAAAGCACUGGAUUUGCUCCAGCAGCAUGCCAGCCAGUAUCGCAGCAAGUCUCCUGUUCCCGUGGAAAAAUCGGCAGCUGACCGUGAACGGGAAGCAGAAAGGGAACGAGAUCGUCAUUCACCUUUUAGCCAGCGACAUCUCCACACACACCAUCACACACAUGUUGGAAUGGGUUACCCGCUUAUACCUGGACAAUAUGACCCAUUUCAAGGAUUGACCUCUGCUGCCCUUGUUGCCACUCAGCAGGUGGCUGCGCAGGCAUCUGCAUCUGGUAUGUUUCCUGCACAAAGAAGGGUGAAUUAAUGGAAGUUAGAGCUGUUUAUGAAGUCCAUUCCAUUUCUCCCGCCUUGUGAAUACUUAAUACAGAUGGAUGAAUUAAAGGUCCUCAGCAGACAAGCACACUUGGAGUUUUUAUAUUGCUAUGAUGAAUCUGCCAUUCAUAUUGCUAUAAUUGUUUUAUUUUUGUAGGCGUAAAAUCAGUUCACUUAGUGGCUAGUAGUAAGGCUUGUUGAUUUUUAAUAUACAUUAUUUGUCUGUGGCUAACUUACAUCUUGUUCUGAACACGUUCAUAAGGCUCACAGUGCUGACAUACCACAAACUAGUUUCAUCAGAAAUGGGCAGAAAAGGGUGCUUUUUUUGGAGAUGGGGAUAUUGUGAAUACAGAACUCCUGAAAAAUAAGUGCCUUAUGACUUCUAUAUUAAAAGCCUAGUUGGCUUUUGUACUGAGAUAUGCCAUUGAUUUCUUUUCUGUCUAGACUGCUAAUGCUUCUGCAGCAAAACAGAUCUUACAAAUUCACACCAUCUGUGAUUUUGAUUUGGUGUGGCUUAAUAUUGUGUUGUAGGUAACUGGAAUGAAUUACUCUGAUUGACGCAGGGUAAGCAGCAGCUAAAAUAAUAUUUAAUGUUAUAGCUUUAUUAUGUCCUUGAAAUCUGUAAGAGAGGCUUAUGGUCAUUGCCAUUUAUUGUCUUCCUCCACUAAGGUUAAUUUUUUCCCUCUAUCUUCAUAACUUUCCUUUUGAUUUAAUGCUUUCCACUUCCUUAAAAGCUGUGUAAUUGGUUCAGUACUCCUCAAAGCCAAAAGCUGUUCAGCUACGUGUCCAAGCUUGACAUGCAACUGCUGUAAUCAUCUAAUCCCUGUAUACCCAAAUGAUGAGCAGAAUUAAACAGUAAUAUGAGGAAGGCAGUUUACAAACCUGGGAACUAAGGGCUGCAGAAGCUGAUAGCUGGCAAAGGGCAUCUGAAGCAGUGUGGUACAGAUCUACUUGUACCUCGGGCAGGGCUUGCACUCCUUGUGACUUGCAACUAACAACCCUACUGCUCUGCUCUUAUAGCACCUACUAUCAAUGAACCUACUCUGUCUUUCAUCAAAAUGUUGCCAGACAUCUCUUAGAGGUGAACUAGGGCUUUGUUAUUACACUUACUUCUCUGAGUUUCUAAUCUGUCCAUGCCAUGCAGCUAGAGGAAUGAAACGUCUCGUCAGUGGGAGCCCACCACACCAACCCACAAAGCCCAGCCAGGGAGCUAUUGCCUGUGAUGCUUGCAGUGGGAAAAAACAGAUGUGAAUCAAGAGGCGGUAGGUUGUUUUGUUUUGUUGUUGCUUUUGAUCAGUCUUGCAAUUCUGGAGGCUGAAAUAGGAUGGAGAUCUAAAAGACAAUUGGAUGGCUGUCCUAGCUAAACUAUUGAAAAUGGGGCUCAAGAGAAACAUUUUUCCAGUUUUGUAUGUGGCCUUGGGGAACACUUAAGAACUUACAGAACUAAUUCUGUGCUGUUUCCUGCAUCCCUUGCUUCUGAAGGGUGUGUUGCGUGGAUGUAAUCACUGGGUCAUAAGUCUCCAACAAAUGCUGGCAGUGCAUGUGCCUUCAGUAGGUGUGAGAUGAGAGAACACAUGAAUCCGUACUAGAAUGUACCAUGUACUGCUGAUAGUACAAAAACUGGCAUAAAAAAGAGCUUCAGAAGUACAUUUCUGCAGUUCCUCAGCCUGGCUGUUAUCAGGGAGGGUGAAAGAAUCAUGUAAGAAAUCUUAUUUCCUACUUAUUUCCUGCUUAUUUCCUACUGGCAUCACAAUCUUGCCACUGAUUGAUCACAGCUAACAAAUGUACUGUCCUCAUCAUUCUGCCUCAGAAUAUCUCACUAAAUAAUGGUUUGCCAUGUAAGAGCUCUCUUGCUCUUUCACACCUGUCUCCUACUCUUCUCCCUGCUUGACCACUUAACAAGCUCUUAAGCUUUCGUCCAUUCAGUACCAUCAAAACUCAGUCUUCCUGUUUGUAUAGCUAAAAACCCACGUAGAUUUAUGAUCUCAACCCUUGAUUACUUCUCUGCCUCUUUCCUUUUAUCAACCUUCCUUUCUGAGCUGUGUUUUUAAAUAUAUCUUAUGCUGUGUUAAUGCAUCCUAUUUCUCUUCAGCCUGAAGUGUUGUGGAUAGUCUUGUUUCACCGUCAUAUAGAACAGGUCUUAUUUAUAGCUCCUUCUGAAUAAUAGCAAUGGAUGAUUUUAACAUAGAUGAUAGUGUAAGUUCUCCUGAGUAGCUAGAGCAGACCAUUAUUAACAAGGACAUUUUUAGACCAUUAUUAACUAACAAAAGACAUAACAGUUUUAAAAGGAAUUUUGAAACCAUUUAAUAACACAGGAACUAGAAAAAAAUAUCAAGCCGAUAGAAGCAAUUUGAUGGUGUAAUCAGAGAGAAAUGGAGGUAUACAGUCAUUGCUUAAUGAACUAGCUUUGCUUUUAUUUAGAAGGAAAACUGUUUUCUUCAUUUGUUUCAGUUUUAAUCUUUUAUGUAUCUUUCUAUAUCAACGCUCCGUAAAAUCACCAUUAAUUAUGAUUUUCUUUGAUGGUUUUACUUACAUCAGCAUUUCCUAACUUCACAUAGUUUUAGCCUUUUCUUUAAGUUUUUUUGUUUUAUUUUGUUUUUGAGCAAGUCCUACUUGUUACUUUUACUGAGAAAUGCAUGAGUAUAUGAUUCAAGAGAAGUCACAUUUGACUCACAGAAGCAGCAUAAGCUAUCUGCUUUAGUUUAAAUGGAAAAACCCCAGGUCAUUUUUGUUACGUUCUUCACCGCUUUCUUUAGAGCAUGAGAUUUAGAAAGUCUGUUUUUUAUGGAAACUGGAAAACAAAAGAAGUCUAAUAACCUGUAUGUGUUUUUCAGCUCAGUUUCAGGACACCUUUACUGAUCCAGAGACCAUUUUCUGCCUUACCAUAGUGCACACAAAGUCCUUUCUAACCUAUCCAGUGUUUUUUAGCAGUUGAGUCUGUUAUUCUGAAGGAGGGGAAAGCUUUUCAAAGACACUAUUUUUCACCUUCUUAACCAUUUUAAGGUAGUUUGAUGGUUGUAGGAAACCAUUAAAAUCCUUAUAGCAACUCUUAGGAAUUGCAACCAGCUAAAUAGUGUUCUCAACUCUUAAACUUCUUAUCUAGGCUGAUAAAUGAGCAAACUCAAGGGUUUUGCACAGGUAACUAUUACUUGCCACUGACAAUAUUUAUCAUGUAGAAAAGUUGUUAUCCACUGUAAUGUCAUAAGGAAGUGCUCUGGGAACUUUGAAAGCAGAUGUUAUUAUAGACAGAUGAACUGCUAUAGAUUAAGGUGAUAACUAGUUCUGUUUCAGUAGCUACAUAGUGUUUUCAGCAGCUUUGUGAAAUAUUUUGAGGUGGUAUAAUGGUGUGUGUUAGUUAUGUGAUUUCCAUCGUUUGAAUUUGCUGAUGUAGAACUGUGCUUGUUUGUAGUUUUCAGCAUAAUGCUUCAGGGUUGGUUUGUGAAACUGAGUAGUAUAGUAGUGCCCGAUGAAAAAAGAACUGAGGAAGCAACAAUUCUCUGAAAGCCUGUUUAAACCCUGAACACAAAUUUCAAGGUAUGCAUGUUGACAGAUAGAGUAAAUGGUUGCAGUCCUUGGCUGGAGAGGAUGGAUGGGACCAGGACAGUCCCAAGGAACCCCUGCCCCAACUUGAAUGUGGUGAACCAAGGACUUGCAGUUUGCUGCUGCAAGACUUGUUUUGGAACUAUUUCUAAUAGAAGAGUAUGCAGGAGAUGUGCUUCAGUCGAACCCUUGUUAAUAUUUUCUUAAUUAGCCCAGUGAAAGUCAAAACAGUGGCAAUAAAUAAAUAAAAAUAAAUAGCCCCAGAGUUUUCUGAUCAGAGAACCUCCUAGGUAGUACUUGCUGCAGUUUGCAUUCAUAAAACUUUUGUCCACGUAACACUAGAAAUAACUUCAGGGAGCAAAGGAAGAUUUUCCUCUCCCCCAUGCCUCAUGAAUGACUGAAAGGGACAGGAUUUGCACUUAGUUUUAAAAAGAACUGGCCUUUAAUAUGCGUGCUGAGAUUGAGUAAUUUUCUUGAACAGAACCGGUUUCUACUUGAUAAGUCUUCAUUCUGCUGUGCUGGCCUUCAGACAUCUGCCUACCUUAUUCCUUUGAGUAUCUAUGUUUCCUUGGUGACAGCAGAAGGAAGCAGAUCAAGGACUAAAUGGACUGUAGGGAUGGCCUGACAGUUCUGCUUUUCCAUUGCUUCUGCAUGCCAGAGCAAGGCUUUUGUAAUUCCUUUUCUCCUCACCUUUCCCUACCUCUGUCUCCAAGUCAGUUUUAAGUGUUUGCAGUGAUAAGCCCCAUCAAGCUGCUGAUCUUUUAAGCAGAGCUCCAGACAGAAAGGUCAUUAAAAUGUCAGUGACACAGUAUGUUUUCCAUGCCUUGCUUUGGGAUGUAACAAUUUAAUACCAGGCUUUGCCUCGAGUAUCUGCUGAGACCCUUAAUGAUCUUCCUACUUUCAAGUGAACUGGUUUCCUCUAAUAGAGAGUUUGCCAAAAUCCUCAGCCUCUGUAGAUGUCUUGUGACUUACUGAUGUCAGAUGGCCAUUUUACAUUUUAUGUAUUGUAAUUUAAUGUUGAUGAGUAGUUCAGCACCAACAUAACAUUUUCUCAUUCCCUUUCCUCAAAGAGCAGGGGGAGAAAAUAGUAAAAAAGACUGAAGGAGAAGGACAGGGAGAUUGUUCCCCAGUUGCUGUCAUGGGCAAAAGAAGUGUAGCGUAAGACACUGAAGCAAUUUGUCGCCAACUAAUAACAGACCAGAGCAAUGAGAACUAAAAGCAAACAAACUGAACCACCAUCUUCCCAUCCAUAUUCUUUGUUCAUCUCCCCACAAAUGCCACAGAAGAACAGUGGACAGUGGCUGCUGUGGUCAGCCGAUAACACUAUCCCUGCACCUCUCCACGGUCACUCUCCGCCCCUGCUGCACGUGGGUCCCUCCCAUUGAUGCCAUCCUUCCCAAUCUGAUCCUGCAUAAGCCCCCCAGGCAGCAGCUCUCCAAGCACCACUUCUGCACCGUGCCACUCUUCAGGCACUGCUCCCCCAGCCCUCGUGCUGCCCCAUGGGCCGCUCUGCCUGGGCUGCAGCUCCAGCCCAGGGCUGCUUCUGUGUGGUACCCACAGCUGUACCUCCUCCAGGCCACAUCCACACCUGCAUCAGGGGCUCCUUCAUGUCCACAUGUGGAGAUGCACUCCAUGCAGUGCCCACGGGCUGCAGAGAGCUGCUGCUCAGUUGUUGGAGCAUCUCUCAUCCUCCUGCCCCAUCCUCAGAGCACACAGAGCUGCUUCUCUCACACAGCUCGCUGUUCUCUCCCAGCUGCUAUCCAGUGACAACUUUUCCUUUCCUAAACCUGCUGUUCAAGAGUGCAAUCAGCACUGCUCAUGGCCCAGCUCUGGCAACACUGGGUCUUUUCUGGAGCAGUUGAAGAUGUCUCUGAUCUGACAUGGGACAGUGCUGGGCCCUGCUCACAGAACCCCUGCAGCACUGCUGAUACCAAACCUAAGUAGAUCAUUUGAGUUACAUACAGAGAGCGAAGGGAACUAUUAAAGGCUUGUCCUGGUGGUUAGGCAGGACAGGACACUUUGACACAGAAGUCACCAAGCCAAAAACUGCUGAAUCUGCCCUACAGAUUCCAGUGUUAAACUCUACUGAAACAGGAGGAUUUGGAGAGUCACAGGUCCAGCAAGAUCACCCAAGCAGAAUAAAGAACAGUGGCACUACAUAAGUCACUAACCAACCUAGGGUGUAGUUAGAAAACACUGAUACUGUGAAUUGCAUUGCUCUGGUGCAUAAAACUCUGGUGCUGGACAGAUGGCUUCGCACAGCUAACAUAGAACGUACGUCUUCAGAUCCAGUUGGACUGUCCUGAAUGCUCAGGCAGCUGCUGUAUGCUUACAAGUUGCUGCUGGCUCAUGAGUUGUCAUCUCAGUACAAUUUGAUUUCUUCAGUAUCACGGGUCUGCAGCAGCAAGAGAUACAAUGUUUGUUAUGCCACAAGUAGUGGAACUUACUGAGUCCAAACAAGUUACAGAAGAUGAAGCAGCAUAAAGCAUGAAGUAGCCUGCAAGCUCAAGCAUGGCCAUGACAACUUAGUCUAUAGAAGGCACUAUGCUUGUCACCUCUCUAAUAAAUAUGCAAUUCCUCUAUUUCCAAGAGAAUGUGAUUUCUCUUAUCUUUGAACUGCUAUACACCAAGGACAGGUCUCUUCGUCUGCCAUGUGAAGACAGGAGUUACUGUUCUACAGAGAAAAGGAAUAUAAUUGCAGAGUAGAACAUUGUCAGCUAGGAGACUAUCCGUCAAAUCAGAGGUGUAUUUCUGCAUUUGCACUCCCAGUCGUGGCAGUAAAUUGAAAGCUUUGGUUCUCUGUUUUCUUGUUAAGUAGAUCAAUUCUCAUAUUCUUUUGGGGCACAUGAAAUGGCAGUAUUAGAUUACUAGCCAUCAGUAAGAAGGGCCUAUAUCUUCUCUCAUUAAUUGGCUGGUACACAUUGUAAGAAUCCAUCUUGAGUAUUUUUCUCAGUGGGAAAUCAUAGUUUUGUUCUUACUAGAUCUUUUAUUUUGGCUGCUGCAUUUUCAAACAGCAUGCAACAUAGAUAAGGGAGAUCCCAGCUGAAAUCUUCAGGACAGCUUUUCAUAUGUUUUCAAAAUUUGUAUCACACUCUCAUAUUACCUAUCACGGUAUUUGACAGAACCAGGCUCUUUCCAAUGGUGCCCAGUGGCAGGACAAAGACCACAGGAUGAAACACUUUGCUGUGUGGAUGACAGCAAGCGCAUUGCAGUGGAUGAUGGAUCAGUGUAACACAAGCGUAUGGAAUUGGUUUUGGAGGGGGGGGGAGUGGGAGGGAUUUAUCAGGGCAGCUUAGAGCAGUGCAGGACCACUUUGCCUCUUGCCCUUUCACACACCCACACCCCUUUCUAGACUGUUUGUGGUUAUAUUUACUGUCCCUUAGUCCCUAGUGAUAGCAUCAAGGUUGGAUGCUGUUCUUGAAUCAACAAUUAAAUUCUCUCUGUUCUAACACCAUCAGGAGUAAAUUGCUAGCUAAUCACCAAGGAAAAGAGAUUUGCAGGACAAGUUAUUCUGGGACAAGUGCAGCUAGUAAAGACAAGUUUUUAAUGGCUUUCUCACCUAUUUGGAAUUUCAUAUGUUCAAUAAUUAGUGAACUUCUUAGUAUUUUCCUAUAUGAAGUCACUACUAGGCUGUCUCUCCUAUGGCUAUUUACAAGUUCUUAUGAAAUUAUAGGUCUUUGAAGCAUCUGUCUGUAGUUUAAUUGCAACAGACUCAAACGUUAUGUGCAAGGGAAGGGCUACGUAUAGUUUAAUUACAGGAAAUGAAAAUGAGAGUUGUGUCAGGCUCUCCUCUUGUGUAUGUCCUAAACAGUCAAAAAGGCAAACAGCCUAAAGGCAGCUGUGAGUGUAACCACAUCUAUUCCCCUCACAGCAGUGGGGUGACUGGGGCUUCCGUAAGGCCCUAUAUGUGCAACUGCAUCGUGCUCUGCACCACAAGCGCAGUGCAGAAUGUCUCCAGAGACCACAGCUGUAGUAAAGAGAAGUGGCUGUAUUUCAUUUGUUUUCUUAGAAGUGUACAGCCAUGAAUAACGUGGUAAACUGACAUAAGCCAAGGUAGCAGCUCUUGACUUCUAGAUCUGCCAGUAGUCACAAGAAUGAAUAUAGUCUCAAAUUAUUCUGUUACAGAGGUAUUUAUAUGUUUAGCUGUAGGUUUAACGUGUCUUUAUUACCAUGACACAAGGCACAGGACAGUCUGGAUUUAAGAAAAGUUAUGGGCAUUAUUUUUAAUGUUUCUGGGUGCCAACAAACAUCAGCGAACAUUUCUGCUCUUUUAUAAUAAGCUAGUUCAGACAUAGCAAAAGAAGGAAGGUUUAUUUUUGAAAACUAUGAGUAGUAACAACAUAAUGGUUUCGUUAUCUAAAUUUCAGUCACAACAAGGACAAAAAAAAAAAAAUCCCUCUUGUGCAUGCUGAAGAGCUUUUCAGUCCUGAAAAAAACAAUACCAUAUUCACACUAAUGUUUGCUUGCAUAAUAUAUUGACUGUAGACACACUGGCAGUUUUACAUAAUAACUUAAAAGCAGUCUUGAUCAUCUGAAAGGUUAUAAUUGUUCUUCCCCUUUCCUGAAAGGCUAAUGAAAGGACAACUAAAAAGCAGAACUAUAUAGUUAUUUUCUAACUGGCACUAACAAAUUUAACCAAUUAUAGAGUCCAUUCUGUAAGCAAUGAAUGUAUGGCUCCCAAUUAAUCUAGUGUACCUCUAGGCAAGGUCUAAAUCAGCUGGAUACAGCUAAAGCAAUUUGCACACAGCUAAAAGCAAAUUGGAAAAUAAGUGUUCAUGCUACUGCCUAUCUUCCCAAGCCAAAUACACAAUGGUAUGCUGGCAGCAGUGCUCUGUCAUGUUAUUUGCAGCUAUCAAUUUUAAUUAUAACAAUUAUUGAUUAGUUGGGAAAGUGAAUAACCUAAUGUUCAAAUGAGAUUGGCACGGCUUCUGGGGAUCUUUCUUCCCUUUCAUGCAUAAGUCUGUGCAGCAUUAAGAAAUACUAAGAAGAUACCUGCUUCACUUUACUGAGCUUAGCUAACUGUGAAGUUGCAGCAGUGAUUUUUGUUGUUAUUUUUGUUUACAACACAAGUUGAUAAGAAUUGAACAAGGGCUCAGUUCAGGACUGCAGGCCAAAAAUUCCAAAUGUAGGCACGUACCUAUUUUCUUACUUAACCACCCAAGCAAAUGAGCUGCUUUGUACAUGAAGAGUGCUUCUUUUGCCCAGUGAUUCCAGCUAUUUGCUAGCCUACUUUUAGAAACAAGCUGCUUCUUUUUGUAGAACAGUGCUUCUCUUGGAAGAGAGAAAAGAGGAAAUAGUCCAAUCCUAGACGCACUGAGGGUUGUAUGAAUUUCAGCUAAAUAGAGCCAAGAGGAGUAUAUCCAGAAUGGAACAGGGUUUCAACCACAAAGGCUGAACAAAGGUCCAAGUUUUUGGUGCAAUGCUCUCCUUUGCUAUGUUGCUCAAGACUCAGUAUUCACAUGGCGUGAUCCAGCAGGCAGACAGCUACUGAGCACUGCAUGCCAAAGACUCCCUCCAGGAGCAUUAUGGACUGCUUUCUCCAAAGCUGGUGGGCAAAGGGAUGUUUCCCUCCAUGACUCAGUCUUUUCCAGAACUGAAACCUGUAGCUAUUGGGGCAGCUUAAUUGGACAACAAGACUUCUCCACUGGAUCAAGAGCCAGAGAGCUUGCUAACAGCUCUUGACGUCAGAGAACACAAACAAAGCAAAAAAUUUCGAAGGUGUUGGAGUGAAUCCUGGAUGUGCCAAUCAGGGGAAUGGCCGUGUCUUGUAACAAACAGCUUCCUGAGAGAAAAAAAGUGGCACCGUUCAGUAGACAUGUGUGUGUCAUUAUCUGAUCACCUUCAGCGUAUGUACGCAAUGGAUAUGAUAUCUCCUGCUCUGUAUCUUGUGUUUCCAAGAUCUUUUGCUCAGUGUCAGGACUUAGUAUUCUCAUUCAAAUUAUUUUACCCCAUAUUCCGAAGCUUACAGCAGGCUCUGCUCAAUCUUAUAAAGGUGUGCUUAAAGACAGAGCCCUGUCCCAGCCUUUUUCUUAUUCCUUUUUUUCUCUUCUGUUGCAUUAAGGGCAAAAACCAAAUAGCAGUUUCCUGCUUAAUAAUAUUUAACAAUUUAGCAUUGUUGUAUCACAGAACCAUUAAAAAUUACAGUUUACAGUCCCUUAGCUGGCAUAGGACAGUGCAAUUCAGUUUGUUAGGCCAGGAAUUGAUAGUCUCACAGCUUCUCAAUUAUUUAAAACAUAGUAUUAAUAUUAAAAUUGCUGUGCCUGUCCAUAACUUUGGGAUCAGAAACAUUCUCCAAAGAACCAUGCUCCCACCUACAAUAAGUGCUUUUCACUUCAGAUUAAUAUGUCUUCAUUUGCCCUGUCACUGUGCAGACAGAGUGCACCUCAAGUCAACUGAGGUCAAGUAGGAGUCCAACUAGGCAAAUUAUUUUUACAUUUAGAGAACGUGAGGUCAGUGCACUUGGGGGGAUUUGAGCACCAAAAAAGGUGUAGAUGUAGGAUUUUAUGGAUUUCCAUAAGUACUAUCACAGUGCAAUCCAGGGUAGUUAGGUAGUUAGGCAUCUGGCAACUGUGCUUGAAUGCUCUUGAAAAUGCUUUUGAAAAUGCAGCUGCAUUUGCACCAGCAAUGUUCAGACAUUGUUGUUUUCUCCCUCUCCUGCUGCCUCAGGUCUGCUGAGAUGUCACCCUAGCAGUAAGAUGCAAAACUAUAAAGUGCAGUAGCCUGCAGGACAGCUGGGAGCCAUUCUGCUGACUAAGGCUCUGGGAGGCCAGUGACCCAGGAUGGGUGGCACCAUGUCCACUGAGUGCUGGGGACCUGUUUGCUUGGCAGUCUGUGCUGCAUGACAGAUAAAAGAAGUCAAAGUGAAAACCAGAGAGCAUUAGACAAACCAUCUCCUGGUUGGCUUGAGGUGGCCACAAGCAAAUACAUGGGAAAGAGCGAGAAGAAACCCAUCUAUGCCAGUAUUCUCCCACCUUCUGACAGUUUUCUCACCCCCUUUAAUUUUUUCUACAUAAUUAUGUACAAACUUUGAAUUCAGAGUGCUAGCUCAUUCUCCUGUUGGAUGCAAUAUGAACUUCCUGAAUUCACAGUGUUCCUUGCCAUGGAUUUUCCACAUGUACUGCACAUUGCGUGGAGACCUGCUGACUGCGAUGCCUGUUACCUUUAUUUGACAAACAUGGACUCUUGAACUGAAAAUCACAGCAUACAGUUUCUCUAAUCACCUUCCUUCUGUGUCUCUUGUGAUCUUUAGACUUAAAUGUGUUUUCUCUUAAGUGCUCUUUUUUUCACACUGACAGCCAAACUAAUUGUUGUGGGGGUUUUUUUGUGUGUUUGUUUUGCUUUGUUUUGUUUUGUUUUCCCUGUUUUCCUUUUCUCCUCUGUAUGGAGUCUUUAAAUCAUCCUUGUCACCUUCUUGAACAUUCUCUGAAUGUCAUUUACUAUUGUAGAGGCAAAUAUCCAUCUUUCCAUUGUGAGAACUCCCCAUUUAUUUCCAUCCUUUACCUCCUGGGUUUUAGGCAGUUACAUCUCUAUUUGUGCAUUUAUUCUGGUGAAUUACCUUAAAAAACAUAGUGUAGUAGUUUCAGAAUUAAUUUCUUUUGUGAAGGAUCAUGUGAUGCUGCAUUUUGGAUUUGUGUGAAAAGUGGUGUUGCAAACUCAACAAUACUUCUGUUAUUGGAGAGCAGUAGUAGCACAGAGCCAAGGUCUUUUCUGCAUCUGGUGCUGCCCUGCCAGCCAGGAGCUGGGGAUGCACAAAGAGAAGGGAGGGGAUACAUCAAGGACAGCUGACCUAGACUGGAUGAUGGGAUGUCUCAUACACUAUCAUGGGAGAGGUGCUCAAAGUGAAGCGUUUGCUUUCCCAAGAAACCACUAUGUGUGAUGAGCCGUGCUUUCCUGGAAUUUCUGCCUGUUGAUGGGAAGUAUUGAAUGAAUAUCUUAUUUUGCUUUGUGUGGCUUUUGCUUUACCUAGUAACCUGUCUUUAUCUCAACCCAUGAGUUCUUGCACUUUUACUUUUCUGAUUCUCUCCCUCAUCCCACCUGGGGUGAGUGAGGGAGCGGCUGGGUAGCAGCUGCCUGCUGGGUUAAACCAACUCAGUAUAAGGCACGAAAGGUUUGAGGUGAUGACAGUUUUAAUUGGAGUGUAGAGAUGUUAUAGCUGUUUAGCUGCUAAUUGGCAGGUUCCUGUGCUUGUCGUGGGGCUUGCUUGCCUUAUUGUAUGCUAGAGUUCAGUGCUUGUUAGUGACUGCUUUUGCUUCUGCCAUUUGCUGUACUCCCUUAGCAUCUUGUUUUGCUGUGCCUGGGAACAUUUGGUAAUAGUAUGUGCCUGGGCUGUCAAAUGGAUGGGGUAUCACUGCUUUUCCUGUGCUGCUGUAUUGGACAGGCUAGGAUUCCAGUAUGAGCUUGAGUCAGAAGAACUGUGGCCCAUGGAUGAGUCCACAUGGAAACAUGUACAUCUUAGUGUGUCUGUGGCUAUGGUACAGCAGGUGCACCUUGUAGUGUUCAUGUCUGUGGAUAUGGUCAUACCAGAAUACUUUGAACCAUUUGUCUGAGUGGAUAAGAACAUUAUACAGUAGUUAUCUGAAGGUUCUAUGGCCAACGGGUGAAGCCAUGCCGGAGUAGGUACACUUUGAAAGGAUUGUAGUCAAUGGACACUUCCAAACUGGAAGGGACAAGGAGAGAAGUUCUUUGCAAUGUUAAAUGCUUUGGCUUGAUUUGAACAGUCAAGGAGUGGAGAUUGUAAUAGUAAUAAUAAGUCUAAAUUGUUGUAACUCUUUAUUUAAGUUACACGUUAUAAGGACAUUCUGUAGCAGGAACCACUUGAAUCAAUGGAAGAUGAACCUCACAAGGAGCAGUGCAAGUACAGCAGUGACUCAACAUGAAUUGUCUUUGGCACCCAGUAACUCCAUGCAACACACUGCUUCUCCUGUCCUGAGCAUCCACCGAAACAGACAGAAGCUAAGUCGUGGACUAAAAGAACUCAGUGGACAUUUUAUGGAUGUGAUAUAUCUGUGUAUCAACUGAAAGGUUGUAACUAAUGAGAAUGUAUUGGAAAGUGUAGGACAUGAGCAUGACGUGAGUGAUAUGGAAUAAGGGGUGGAUAUUGUCAUAGUUUUGUCUGAAAUUGAGUCUUUUUUUUUUUUUUUUGUAAAGACUGAUUUUAUGUUUUUUUCUUGUUUUUUUGUUUUCAAAAAUAGUGGGGAUAAAUCAACAAUAUUUUAGUUGUUGCAAAGCAGUACUUACACAGAGCCAAGGACUUUUCAGCUUCUCACAUCACCCUGCCAGUGAGGAGCUGGAGGUACACAAGAAGCUGAGAGGGAACACCCCAAUUGAUCAAAGGGAUAUUCCAUACCAUGUAGUGUCAUGCUCAUCAAUAAAAUACUGAGUAAAUAAAGAGGGAGGGUGGGAUGUUGGGAAUAAUGGAGUUGUAUUCCCAAGAAACCAUUACAUGUAAUGAGCCCUGCUUUCCUGGAAGUGGCUGAACAUCUGCCUGCCAAUGGGAAGUAGUGAAUGAAUUCCUUAUUUUGCUUUGCUUGUGCACAUUGCUUUUGCUUUACCUAGUAAACUGUCUUUAUGUCAACCUA
Messenger RNA from Tympanuchus pallidicinctus (lesser prairie-chicken), 18137 nucleotides. It is a transcript of the gene ZNF608, whose product is annotated as zinc finger protein 608. Lineage: Eukaryota; Metazoa; Chordata; Aves; Galliformes; Phasianidae. Gene Ontology annotation, cellular component: nucleus. Bases 512 to 5011 code for a protein of 1499 amino acids. Gene Ontology annotation, biological process: regulation of transcription by RNA polymerase II. The transcript has 10 exons. The record is from RefSeq and is a predicted model, not a curated record.